AUGGAAAUAGCCCGGCCACCUUAUUUCUCUGGAACAAAAAUAAAGAGUAGCCCUUCCGAUAUGAAAGCCGCCACCGUAUUGGCAGUUGCCGUGAUUCUCUUCAUUUCAACCGGCUCAGGCCAAGUCGUGCCCAUCGCUCCCUGGUAUCAUUUGCACAUUCUCAACGGAUUGAGCCCCGACAAAAUCUUGCUCGUUCACUGCCAGUCUAAAAACAAUGAUCUUGGCGUCCAUAAUAUUCCGGUGAACUCGGAAUUUCAUUGGAGUUUUAGAACGAAUGCUUGGGGCACUACGCUUUUCUGGUGUUACUUAGCCCCGGAUGACCACUCUCAUGCAGACUUCAACGCGUUCCAGGAUAAAGAAAAAAUCACUGACAGUUGCGACGGUAAUGGCAAUUGUUGCUGGAUUGCUAAAGAUGAUGGAGUUUAUCUGAGGGAUUUUCCGAAGAACAGUACUGAUAAUCUCAAAUAUCAUUGGGUAGCGGGAACCUGA
This is a messenger RNA of Populus nigra (black poplar), 489 nucleotides long. RefSeq names its product S-protein homolog 74-like. The coding region runs from base 1 to 489 and encodes 162 amino acids. The transcript has a single exon. NCBI's taxonomy places the organism in Eukaryota, Viridiplantae, Streptophyta, Magnoliopsida, Malpighiales, Salicaceae. The record is from RefSeq and is a predicted model, not a curated record.